Molecule: messenger RNA, 966 nt
Organism: Saccostrea cuccullata (small rock oyster)
Lineage: Eukaryota; Metazoa; Mollusca; Bivalvia; Ostreida; Ostreidae
Exons: 2
Coding region: 1-966 (321 amino acids)
Biological process (GO): deoxyribonucleotide biosynthetic process
Cellular component (GO): cytosol
Molecular function (GO): ribonucleoside-diphosphate reductase activity, thioredoxin disulfide as acceptor
Source: RefSeq, a predicted model, not a curated record
AUGCUGCGUCCCAUCGAAUUUGAAAUCAAAGGACAAGGAGAUCACUAUCUGGAUUUAUCUCAAACUUAUCUUCAAAUGGUAUGUAAAUUUACCAAAGACGAUGGAAGUAAUCUGACUGGGGCGAACAGCACUUCGAGUCCAGUGAAUAAUAUCUUACAUUCCAUGUUUACGGAAAUCGAUCUCAGUUUGAAUGGCAAAAUAGUGACUCCGGGGACAGAUACUUAUCCUUACAAAGCUUAUCUGGAGAAAUUAUUGUCUUACCGACCCAGAACUUUAAAGACACAGACGAGGGCCUGUAGUCUGUGGGAAAAAGAUACAGCAGGACACAUGGACGAAGUGGGAAUAGAUGACCUUGGUCUAGCUGCAAAUAAAACCUUUAAUGUAACUCCGGGUGUAAGUGGUGGGGCUGACACGGUGACCAUUAACGAACCCAUCCUCACAGCGCUACCGGCCAAUUCUAAAAACGAAGGAUUCCGAAAAAGACACCAAGCUAUUGCUGACAGUAAGAAAAUCAGUUUGCUGGAUACUUUACAUUUGGAUUUGUUUCAACAAGAUCGAUUUCUACCCAAUGGAGUAGACGUCCGUUUGCGAUUCAAUCGAGCUAGACCCUCUUUCUACAUGAUGAUCAAAGGAGGAAGUACAGGAAAAAGCCAAAUAUCCCCUGAGAAGAGUGGAAGUGAAAACCUUUACCAUCCCCAUAGGGACCAGUCUAAGAUUACGGAUCAUCUGUUUCAAGGUCAGAUGCCUAAACGUCUCAUUUUAGGUUUUGUGGAGAAUGCGGCCUUUAACGGAGAUAAAACUAAAAAUCCCUUUCAUUUCCAAAACUUUGGGAUUAAGAAAUUAGAUGUCAGUAUCAACGGAGAGACCAUGAGUACUCGUUGUUUUGAACCUCAUUUCAACGAGGAUUUAUAUCUGAGAUCCUAUCUCAGUCUGUAUCAAGCUCUGGGAAAAUUAGGAGAAGAUUAG